AAAUUAAAAAAUCAUUAAAAAAAUCAAAUGUACAUAAUAUAAAUUUAAACACAAUUAUUAUACCUGAAAUCGUAAUAUAAUAUUAUUUGUGCAAAAAAAUGUCGUUCGAGGAGAAGAUUGAUACAAAUCUGUAUUCCAGACAAAUUGGAACUUUCGGAUUUGAUAUGAUGGGUAAAUUGCAAAAACUUAAUGUACUCAUUAUUGGUAUGAAGUCUACAGGAAUCGAAAUAGCUAAGAAUUUGGCAUUGAUGGGUGUAGAAUCAAUAAAGAUAUUCGAUAAUGAUAUAGUACAGAAGAGAGAUUUGGGCGUAAAUUACUUUGUAAGGGCUGGCAGUGUAGGGAAAGAGACUAUUGCUUCAGCCUGUCUAAAUAAUCUCAAGGAUUUAAAUAGAAAUGUUGAUAUUAAAGUUAUUAACACUGUUAAUGAGGAUUUGGUGCUGGAAAAUGAUGUAGUAGUAUGUUGUGAUCAGAAGAUUGAAGUCUUGAAGAGUUUGAACAGAAUUUGCAGAGCCAACUCGGCUGGAAAAAGAGUUGGCUUCAUAGCCUGUGAUACUUUCGGUAUGAUCGGCUCAGUAUUCGUUGAUUUCGGCGAUAAUUUCAUUUCUUUUGAUCCCACUGGAACUGAACUCAAAACUGGAAUCAUCGAAUCAAUAACUAACGAUAAGGAAGGAUUAGUAACCUUAAUAACUGACGGAGUGAUAGAUUUUCAAACUGGAGAUUAUGUUAGAUUUUCAGAAAUUGAAGGCAUGACUGAACUGAAUAAUAAAGAACCAGUCCAGAUUAAAGUCAAUUCUAAAAAUUCUUUCCUCAUAGGAGAUUUAUCCCACUACUCGCCUCAUACCAGCGGUGGCUUGGUUACUGAAGUUAGAUACCCGAAGAGAAUUGAGUUCCGCAGUUUUGAAGAUUGUGUCCUUAACCCCUCUAGUACUGGCUGUCUCUACACGAUCGAUUAUAGCCUUGCGAAUAGAGCAGAACAGCUCCAUUGGAUUGUAAUGGGCUAUAAACAUGGCAAUGGUGACCCCAAAUCGACACUAACUAAUGCCCAGCUGAUGAACUCUAACGCCAAAUCGUGUGCAGUGGAGUCGGUUGAAGAGGAACUUUUCAAGAGUUUUAUGUCGCAAGUUAAUUUUAAAGUCCCACCACUGGCUUCGUUUAUAGGUGGUAUAGUAGCCCAUGAGGUGAUAAAAUUCACUGGUAAAUAUCAUCCAAUUAAUCAAUGGCUUUAUGUGGAUUUCUCACUACCAAGGGAGAUGUUGUCAGGUGACUUUUCAGGGAGAGGAUUUGACGAACGAUACUUUGACCAAGUUUCACUUUGGGGGUCAGAUUUACAGAAUAAACUACAAAACUCUAAGAUAUUCAUUGUGGGAGCUGGAGCUUUGGGUUGUGAAUUUUUGAAAAACUUUGCACUUUUGGGAUGUGGAUCACAGCCAGACGGGCUACUGACAAUCACUGAUAAUGAUAGGAUUGAAGUUUCAAAUAUUUCACGUCAAUUCCUUUUCCGCACAAGACAUGUUGGACUGGCUAAAUCAUCAGUGGCAUGUGAGUCGGCACUGGAAAUCAACCCAUCGAUCAAAGUGAAACCACUUGAGAUUAGAGUUGGUGAAGACACUGAGGAUAUCUUUGAUGAGCAUUUCUGGUCAUCCCUAAAUAUUGUAGUUAAUGCUCUGGAUAAUGUGCAGGCAAGACAGUAUGUUGAUGGUAGAUGUGUCUGGUAUGAAAAGCCUCUGGUGGAGUCUGGAACACUAGGAACACUUGGGAAUGUACAAGUGGUAAUUCCACAUGUGACUCAGAGCUACAGUGAGAGUCAAGACCCACCAGAAACAUCAAUACCACUCUGUACCCUUAAACACUUUCCAUACCAAGUUGAGCACACGAUUGAGUGGGCUAGAGAUGUGUUUGAAGGACUUUUCACACAAAUUCCACUAGAUAUCAAGAAGAUUAGACAAAAUGAUGAAGGAGUUGCUGAAAUUCCGUAUGAAAGAUUAGAAUUGAUAUCUAAACUGCUUAAGUGCACACCGAAGGAUGUAAAGGAGAACCUGUUGAGGAUCUCCUCAGAGCUUUUCAACCUCCACUUUGUAAACAACAUCCAGCAGCUUUUGAACUCUUUCCCGAAGGACCACGUACUCUCAGACGGUCAAAGGUUUUGGAGUCCUCCGAAAAGACCGCCAACACCACUCACGUUUGAUCUCAACGAUAAGAUUGUCCAGUUGUUCAUACUCUCAACGACCAAGAUUUUUGCAUCAAUGAUGAACAUGGAUGUUGAUGUGGUGGAAUCAGAUGUACUUUCACUAAGAGGGCUCAGGUUACCAGAAUUCCAGCCUAGAGUACUCAAACUAUCGCAAGACAAACUUAACGUGGAGGUACAAUCUGAUACAACCACAGACAAUGACCCGUUAUUACAUGAGAUUGCACACUCGAACAGGACACUUGAUGCAGUGGAAUUUGAAAAGGAUGACGAGACUAAUUACCACAUAGAGUUCAUCUGGUCAGCAUCGGUACUCAGAUGCCGUAACUACGCAAUAAAGGAAUGUGACAAAAUGAAGGCCAAAUUAAUAAGUGGAAAGAUCAUACCGGCGAUAGCAACUACAACUGCAAUGAUUGGAGGCUUAGUGACAAUAGAGUUCCUUAAGGCGCUCUGUUAUAGGAAUCUUAAGAUUACCCACUUUAGGAACGCAUUUGCGUGCUUGGCUACACCAAUUUGGCUUCAAUCUGAACCCCUACCGCCCAUACCGACCAAGGAUAAAGAUUAUGAUCCUGUCACUUGUGGACCAGUGCGAGCACUCCCGCCCAAUUUCACAGUGUGGAAUAAGUUAAUAGUGCUGAUUCCCAACGGGACUGUGAAACAGUUGAUUGAUUGGAUAAGGAGCAAAUUCAAUAUUGAGGUCAUCAUACUAUCUGCAGGAAAUUUGUGUAUAUAUAAUUCAUUUCUACCGCAACACCGAAACGAAAGGUUGAAUGCAGUUAUUACUGAGUUAGUGGAAAAGCUCGGAAAGAAGAAGAUUGGAGUCGGAUGUUCACACCUUGUAAUUGACGCGAGCUGCACUGACUCAGACGACGUCGACGUCGUUAUCCCAACCAUUAAAUUCCAGUUCAAAUAAUUUUCUUGCUUC
Molecule: messenger RNA, 3110 nt
Organism: Theileria parva strain Muguga
Lineage: Eukaryota; Apicomplexa; Aconoidasida; Piroplasmida; Theileriidae
Gene: UBA1
Product: ubiquitin-activating enzyme E1 family protein
Exons: 12
Coding region: 99-3098 (999 amino acids)
Biological process (GO): protein sumoylation
Cellular component (GO): cytoplasm; SUMO activating enzyme complex
Molecular function (GO): SUMO activating enzyme activity
Source: RefSeq, a predicted model, not a curated record